CAUUAUACAACGAAAAGCGUCUGCAAAACUUCAGAGCUGCAUUAACAUAAUAGUAAAAAAAUCCUUGGCAGUCUGUUUCACUGAGGUGCGUCUGUCUUUUCUGUGGUCAAGAUGUUUGUGGAUGAGCGGAUCCUGACUCUUUUCAAAAGGAAUGCCCAUCACACGCUGACCUACUGGAGUGUUUUCUUCAGCUUCGGACUCUGCAUCGCUUUCCUCGGACCUACAAUUUUGGACUUGCAAUGUCAGACGAACUCAACACUGAGUCAGAUCACCUGGGUGUUCUUCUCACAGCAGUUCUGCUUGUUGAUCGGCAGCUCAAUCGGAGGUGUUUUCAAGAGGACGUUGUUCAGUGCUCUGUCUGCCUUAUUUGUCUCCGCUCUCCUCAUCUCUGUAAUAUUUGCCAUCAUCCCUCUGUGCAAUAAUGUUCUCCUGCUUGCCAUCGCCAUGGCUGUGUCUGGGUUUGCGAUGGGCAUUAUUGACACCAUCGCUAACAUCCAACUGGUGACCAUCUAUCAGAGGGACUCGGCUGUUUUCUUACAGGCUCUUCAUUUCUUCAUUGGGUUCGGAGCCCUGGUGAGCCCACUGAUUGCAGAUCCUUUCCUCUCAGAGACGGGUUGUGGGAAUCACACAGGGAACGGGACUGAGAUCAUGCAUCAUUUCAGGAACAUGCUGAGAAACAGUCCGAUUGCAGAGCACAACAUAACUCAGAGCCCCCUGCCCCACGAGGGAGGGGAAGAGGAGUCCAUUGUGCAAUACGCUUUCUGGAUCAUGGCGCUUAUCAAUCUGCCCGUGCCCAUUGCAGUCUUGUUCCUGAUGUAUCGGGAGCAGCUGAUCCCGUGUUGCCCCAGCGGCACUCCUCGUCUUCUGGACAAAGAUGAACUAGCGAUGGAGACCCAGCAGGGGGCAGAGGGCUCAGACGUGGAGCAGAAGGAACAUGAAGUUGGAGGUCAUGGGGAUAUCUUUAGCUGCUGUCAGAAUGAUAACCUGCGUGGGCUGCCAGUAUCCUUCUUUAUGAUUCAUAUCCUCGGCGGGAUGGUGCUCUUCAUGACCGAUGGCAUUGUGGGUGCAUACGCUGGCUUUGUCUACACCUACGCUGUGGCACCACCUAUGUUACUGCCUCAUAAGACAGCGGGUUACCUGGCCAGUAUCUUUUGGGCAGCGAUCACUGCCGGACGCCUCCUGUCCAUUCCUCUGUCAUACCGUUUUCAGCCUGUGAGACUGCUCAUGUUCAACCUGGCAGGUGCUAUUGUUACAGUCUUGAUGCUGCUUAUUUUCUACACCAGCAGCACCUUUCUGUUUGCCGGGACGUGUUUAUGUGGGCUCUUCCUUAGCAGCAUAUUCCCCUGUAUGCUGGCCUAUACUGAGGACAUCCUUGAUUAUCAGGGAUGUGCAACGUCAGUCCUGGUGACAAGUGCAGGGAUGGGAGAGAUGGUAAUGCAGGUUCUGGUUGGCUCUAUUAUCCAGACUGAAGGCAGCUACAGCUUCCUGCUGUGUGGAAUGAUAAUCGCCUGCAUCGGUUUUAUCCUCUUCAUUGGUCUCCUGCUGUUCCAUCGAAUGCACAGAAAUUACCUCACAGGAACGACGAAAAAAUCAGCCAUGGUGGAGGAACCAGCAACAGAGCAGAAUGGAUCGGCCAGAACGGAACAGAAAGAGGAGGCAGCUGAGAGCAGCUGAGAGGGGCAGCAGCUGUGUUUUGUCCUUUAGUGGCUACUGUAGGGGAUGAAGUAUUACAACAAUCUAUCAUCAAAGAUGAUGGAU
Messenger RNA from Epinephelus fuscoguttatus (brown-marbled grouper), 1758 nucleotides. RefSeq names its product major facilitator superfamily domain containing 4Ab (gene slc60a1b). The record is from RefSeq and is a predicted model, not a curated record. Gene Ontology annotation, biological process: transmembrane transport. The transcript has 10 exons. Lineage: Eukaryota; Metazoa; Chordata; Actinopteri; Perciformes; Serranidae. The coding region runs from base 112 to 1674 and encodes 520 amino acids.